Messenger RNA from Carcharodon carcharias (great white shark), 2602 nucleotides. Its product is annotated as surfeit locus protein 4-like. Gene Ontology annotation, biological process: Golgi organization. Lineage: Eukaryota; Metazoa; Chordata; Chondrichthyes; Lamniformes; Lamnidae. Gene Ontology annotation, cellular component: membrane; endoplasmic reticulum; endoplasmic reticulum-Golgi intermediate compartment. The transcript has 6 exons. The record is from RefSeq and is a predicted model, not a curated record. The coding region runs from base 83 to 895 and encodes 270 amino acids.
CCCUUCCUCCACUCCUCGCCACCCCUACCUCACCUCCCCUCCCCUCCUUUGGGCCCCGGAGCAGAGACACGGAGACACCGAGAUGUCGGUCCAGAGCGAUGUGAUGGGGACCGCCGAGGACUUCGCCGACCAGUUUUUACGUGUGACCAAGCGUUUCCUGCCUCAUGUUGCACAUUUGUGUCUGAUCAGCACAUUCCUGGAAGAUGGGAUUCGCAUGUGGUUCCAAUGGAAUGAACAGUGUGACUAUAUCAACAUGACCUGGCAUUGUGGGAACUUCUUUGCCACCAUAUUUGUCUUGCUUAAUAUGGUUGGGCAGCUAGGUGGUUGUAUUAUGGUGCUGAGUCGGAAGUUUGUGCCUUAUGCUUGCUGUGGUUUAUUUGUACUUAUUGCUAUGCAGACUGUUGCUUAUAGUAUUCUCUGGGACCUUAAAUUUCUUAUGAGGAAUCUUGCACUUGGAGGUGGCUUACUGCUGCUGCUGGCUGAGUCUCGAUCCGAAGGGAAAACUAUGUUUGCAGGUGUCCCUACCAUGGGUACUAAUUCCCCACGUCAAUACAUGCAGUUGGGAGGCCGUGUCCUGCUUGUCCUUAUGUUUAUGACUUUGUUGCACUUCUCCUUGGAUGCGCUUAUGAUUCUUCAAGAUAUUGUUGGCACUACUUUGAUAAUCCUUGUGGCGGUUGGCUUCAAGACAAAGUUAGCUGCUCUCACACUGGUCAUUUGGCUCUUUGCGUUGAAUCUGAUUCAGAAUCCAUUCUGGAGUAUCCCGGUUUACAAGCCCAUGCAUGACUUCUUAAAGUAUGACUUUUUCCAAACCAUGUCUGUGAUUGGCGGCCUUCUCUUAGUAGUAGCGCUGGGGCCUGGUGGAGUCUCGAUGGAUGAACAUAAGAAGAAGUGGUGAAGAUGUUCUUCAGAAGAGAAAUAUAUAUAUAUUUGUGUAAUUUUUUAAUUAUUUUUACUACCGUCUCAGUUCUCUCAAUCUGAAUUUUUUCUCCUAUCAGAUUUCCUUCAUGUGAAGCAUAAAUUAAAAAUCACAGAUGGGGUUUACCGUUUUGCUUUUCCUCCCAGUAUUUAAGUAUUAAGUGAUAUAAUUGGUGCCAAAAUUUACCAGGCAGUCAGUUCUGGUAUAUUUCUUUACACCACCUUUUGGUACUGCUUCAGCGCUGGGGAAUAUGUCUUCUUUUCUGGGCUUUGAUGUUUCAGACAAUCUAUUUAAUGAAUUUCUGUGUGCAGGCUGACUUAACAGGAAGUUAGAAUAUUCUAAGGUCCGAUGGUAAAAUGAAUGUUGAACGUUGCCAUAUCUCAAUUCAGGUGUAUCGUAUGUGGCUAUUUAAACAUUCCUUAACCUUGGACCAUUCCAACUUGUAUUAUGAAUAAAACAAACAUACCUUUGACAAAUUGGACAAACUCAUCUUGAUAUCCUGAUUGAUGGUGGAAUGAGUGGAAUAUUCAGAUUCUGUAAACCUGAAGAUGUCAUACAACUGCCUUUCUACAACCUGAAGUGCCUUGCACAGCAAUGUUUAGUGUGUUGCCUUUCAAGCUUCAUUGUUCUUGUAUAGACAGCAACUUUGAGAUGAUACCGGUGUCCCAUUCCCCACCUAAAGUAAAGCACAACAGUUUGGUAAACUGUUUUUGUUUUUACUUAUUUUAACAUCACCUCUCUGGCAAAACAGCGCCUACAUAACUGAACCAAAGGUGAGCCCAAUACUUAUACACUGUCUGGCUCAACAAGCAGUCAAGAAAUCAGUUGGAAAAAAACUUAGUACAAUUCUUAAUAUAGAAUCUUUUGACAGGUCUUGAACCUAAAAUGCUUGAUUUGUUGACAAUGUUUUGCUUGCCAUUAUUAGUUCCUUAACUAUUACAGAGCUUGAUUUUCCAUGUGUUUGGUGUCAUUGUUUUUUAUUAGUCAAAUUUUAGAAGGCAAAAAUCAUGAUUUUUUUUUGCCAAGUACCCCCCUGGAUUGGUGCACAGUAGUUACCCCUGUUAGCUAAGUUAUAAUUUUAAGGCUAUUCCCCCUUGUUUGGACCCCUUCAUCAGAGGAAAUGGGGUAAAUAGUUUCCUCCUUCCUCAUGUUGGUGUUGAAGUGUCCAUGUUCUGUGAUGGCACAGGUAAUGUUAAGCAGUUUAUGGAAAACUUCACCUGUGGCCCUUGUGUUUUUGUAAGGCUGUGUACCACGUUUGCCAGUCACAUGAUUUUUUAAAAAUUUGAGGUGUGAGGAUGGUUUUAAAAAAAUGUUUUGACAGCCAGAUCUUCUCUGGUGACCAGUGGGCUUGUCACUAUUGGCUUUCUCAUUCGAGUUAAAGUAAUGCAAGAUCCUGGAGGGAGUGAGAGUAACCACAGAUUACAUGUGUAAAAUCAAAAUUGCAACCUUUCCAAAAACUCAAGUUUACUUUUUAAAGCCUCUUUCAAUCCUACGGUAACUUUUCCACCGAUACCUCGGAUACACAAAUUGCCAAAACAAUCUGUUACAAAUGCAUAACAAUUUUAUAAAUUUUGUGUUUAGUACAGAAGUGUCUUUCAUCUGCAGGCAAUGGUGACUUUUGAAAGUCUUGGCAUUGUGGUUGUAUUUGCAGUUCUACUGGAAGACUCAUUAAAUGCAUUGAAAAAC